AUGCAGAGCCAGUUGGUGUGCAACGGAUGUAGGAGCAUUCUUCUUUAUCCAAGAGGAGCUUCAAAUGUUUGUUGUGCCUUAUGUAAUACAAUUACGUCAGUCCCUCCUUCGGGGAUGGAAAUGGCUCAACUUAUAUGUGGAGGUUGCAGGACUUUGCUAAUGUAUACACGUGGUGCAACCAGUGUCAGAUGCUCUUGCUGUCAUACUGUGAACCUGGCACCAGUGUCUAGUCAGGUUGCUCACGUAAACUGUGGCAACUGCCGGACGACGCUUAUGUAUCCAUAUGGAGCUCCAUCUGUGAAGUGUGCAGUCUGCCAUUAUGUCACAAAUGUCAGUGUGGCAAAUGUGAGGGUUCAACUGCCAGUGAACAGACCAAAUGGUACAGGCGCUACGCUGCCAUUGCCAUCCACUUCCUCAGCAAUGCCGCAAUCACAGACUCAGACAGUAGUUGUCGAAAAUCCAAUGUCUGUCGAUGAAAGUGGGAAAUUGGUGAGCAAUGUGGUUGUUGGAGUCACAACAGAUAAAAAAUAA
Linum trigynum is the source of this 531-nucleotide messenger RNA. Lineage: Eukaryota; Viridiplantae; Streptophyta; Magnoliopsida; Malpighiales; Linaceae. The record is from the annotation of a GenBank genome assembly.